This is a messenger RNA of Drosophila subobscura, 941 nucleotides long. RefSeq names its product enhancer of split m5 protein (gene E(spl)m5-HLH). Gene Ontology annotation, cellular component: nucleus. Lineage: Eukaryota; Metazoa; Arthropoda; Insecta; Diptera; Drosophilidae. Gene Ontology annotation, biological process: regulation of neurogenesis; anterior/posterior pattern specification; regulation of transcription by RNA polymerase II. Gene Ontology annotation, molecular function: protein dimerization activity; RNA polymerase II cis-regulatory region sequence-specific DNA binding; DNA-binding transcription factor activity, RNA polymerase II-specific. The record is from RefSeq and is a predicted model, not a curated record. The coding region runs from base 100 to 630 and encodes 176 amino acids. The transcript has a single exon.
GCAUACUGCAACACACACGGAACAGACAGCACAUCUCAGCUGCACAUCUCUGCCACACAUUUUUCUCUUCGACUGCAAACCUAAAAGCGAUCUCAAAAGAUGUCUCCACAGGCAAACAUCGAACCCACAAUCGUCUCAAAGACCCAACACUAUCUGAAGGUGAAGAAGCCACUGCUGGAACGUCAGCGUCGUGCCCGCAUGAACAAGUGCCUGGACACGCUUAAGACUUUGGUGGCCGAGUUCCAGGGCGACGAUGCCAUACUGCGCCUGGACAAGGCCGAGAUGCUGGAGGCGGCACUUGUCUUCAUGCGCAAACAGGUGGUACAGCAACAGGCGCCCGUGUCACCACUACCAAUGAAUAGCUUUCGGAAUGGCUACAUGAACGCCGUCAGUGAGAUCUCCCGUGUUAUGGCCUGCAACUCGACUAUGAGUGUGGACAUUGGAAAGACGGUGAUGACACAUCUGGGCGUUGAGUUCCAGCGCAUGCUGCAGUCCGAUCAGCAUCAUGAGACCCAAUUGGAAUCCUCUAUACGUCCUGCCAGCCCAGCCUCUUCGGGUUAUCACAGCGAUGUGGAGGAGUCCGAGGCGGCUGCCAGCCCCAAGACAGACAGCAUGUGGCGGCCCUGGUAAAGCAGCAGCGACUUCCCAUUAAGGUUUACGACUUCAAAUCCUGUGGUUUCCCAUCGACGACUUUGACUACGACUACGAAUCCUGAGUCUUCCAAACAACGACAACAACGAAUCAUGUCUUCCAAAUGUUGUGUUCAAACUGUGAUAAAAGCUUUAUUUAGUACUUAAGCACACACCCAAGCUUUACUUAUAAAUUAAAUAAACAGCAAGCUUUACUAUUGAUAAGAAAAAAGAAACAAUCAGCGAAGACUUAGUUCAUAAGACAACCACAACAACAGCUUUAAAAGUUAUAUAAUAAACAAAAAAACUCAA